Coccinella septempunctata (seven-spotted ladybird) is the source of this 1045-nucleotide messenger RNA. RefSeq names its product leucine-rich repeat-containing protein 4C-like. Gene Ontology annotation, molecular function: protein binding. Lineage: Eukaryota; Metazoa; Arthropoda; Insecta; Coleoptera; Coccinellidae. The record is from RefSeq and is a predicted model, not a curated record. Bases 160 to 1002 code for a protein of 280 amino acids. The transcript has 2 exons.
CCAAAUCUUAUCAAUAGUUCUUUCUCCGAUAAUGAUAACUUUGCAAAUUAACGACCUUUCAUCUUGGUUAAUUAGGAAUAUAAAUUAUUUCAAGUUUGUGAUUGUCACAGUUCCUACCUUGUUUGAAUGUAGUGGACGGACUCGUUAAAUAAGAAAAAAAUGUCUGCCCUACUCAACGUGAUCCUCCUCAUCGGCCUGGCCUACCUCCUCCAAGACAAAUACCUGAACCCAGCGGACACCGAAGAGAACCCCGUGGACCUCCUGAAGAUCAAGCACCUCCACAUCACCAACUACACCGGCACCAUCGACAGGGAAGUGGUGAAGCUCUUCGGCAACGUGGAGACCCUCUCCCUCACCAACAACCACAUACCCUACAUCAAGGAGGACUUCUUCAAUUCCCUGAAGAACAUGAGGAAACUCUACAUGAGCGGCAACGUCAUCGUCGAAGAGGAACUGGCCGACAUCACGCAGUGCUGCAAGAACCUCAAGAUCAUCGAGCUCUACAACAGCGGGGCGUCCGUUUUCACCUCCGCCGAAUGGAAGAAGACCGGGGAACUGCCGGCCUUGGAGGUGCUCUUCAUGCACGGCGAGAACAUCCAGGAGCUGGGCUCCGACCUCCUGGCCAACCCCAACCUCAGGAAGGUCACGAUCGAGUUCAGCAAGACCCUGGGACCGAUCGCCGACGGAGCUUUCAACAGGGUGAAACAGCUGGAGUACCUCAAUUUGCAAGGGAACAAAUUGAAGAAGGUCUCCAAGGCCCUCUUGGCGCCUUUGAGGAACCUGAAAGAGCUCAAUCUGGCCAGCAACGACCUGGAAGAGGUAACCGUGGAGCAAUUACCCCAGAUGCCCAAGUUGGAGAAGCUCAACAUCAGUCACAACCCAAUCAGACGCGUCAACCUGAAGGGAAUCAAGAAAAUAGCUCCCAACUUGGUCGAAAUCGAUGUUUCUGGGCUCAAAGAAGUAGAUUUGCCGAAGAUUGAGGGUGUUAGAUUUGUACAAUAGUAGAGAAUUUUUUUAAAUAAUUAAAAAGAGUAUUAACGAAAAA